UGCCCAGAGGAUGGGAGGGGGAAGCUUGGUGGGGUGGUACCCAGACAAACUCCCAGGUCUGCUCUCCAGGCCAUCCAGCCCCUCUGGACUGUGCCCUGCUCACUCAAACAGGCUGGAAGUGCUGGGCAAGCUCGGUCCAGCCAUGGGCAGAUGAGGGGAUCAGAGGAGUGGGAAGCAGACUGCAGACCCUUCAACCCACCUCAAACCUGCUUUCCUGGAGUCAGCCUGCAGGCUGGGCAGGCAGUCCUCGAGUCUUGGAAUUCCCACUUCCAGCAGUGAAUCCUGUCUCCCCUGCUGCUGAUUGACUGUGCAUAUGCUGGCAUCCAGGAUGGAGACAGUACAAAGCGAGACCCUGAUUGAUGAGGUGGAGGAGAUGAGUGGAAGAGCUGACGUGACUCUGGACCCAGACACCGCCAACCCCUUCCUCGUUCUGGCCAGUGACCAGCGAGGGGUGGGCCGGGGGCACGAGUGGGCGCUGCUGCCCGACAGCCCCGAGCGCUUUGACACGGAGCCGUGCGUGCUGGGCAGCCAGGCCUUCGCUGCAGGGAGACACUGCUGGCAGGUGGAGGUGGCCGAGGCGGGGGACUGGUGGGCAGUGGGAGUGGCCCGGGAGUCUGUCAGGAGGAAGGGGGUCCUCAAUUUUACGCCCCAGGAGGGGAUCUGGGCCGUGGGGCAGUGGUUUGGACAGUACCACGCUUUCAGUGAUCCUGACUGGACCCCACUGCACCUUCCCUGCCUCCCCAGGGCCAUCCAGGUCUGCCUGGACUUCACCUACAAGCAGGUGACUUUUGCUGAUGCUGAGAGUGAAGCCCCAAUCUUUGCUUUCUGCCUGGCCUCGUGUGCUGGGGAGAGGCUGCGCCCGUGGCUCUGGCUGGGGAUGGACUCGUGGCUCAAGCUGUGCCCCUGACAGGGAGGGAACAUCAGGGGCGGGGGAGAGGCUGGAAAGGCAAACGCCAUCCGUCACCUUGGGUCCUGGUGCUGGGAACUGGGGGUUCCUGCAUCCUGCUGGCUUCUCAUGAGGAUCCUCUGGCCCCCAAGGAGAGGACAGGCAGGUGAUGGAGGUGGAUGCCACAACAGAGCCUCCUUUAUCCCCCACCCCUCGGCUGGGACUGCGGGGACAACAGGGAGCACAGACACUGGGAGCAGGGAGGGGCUUGGUGCCCGGUGGUCCCUGGCAGGGACCAUCACUGAGUGCCAGGGCACUGCAGAGCUGCUCUGUAUGAGGCCAUGGAAAAUGCAGCAGGGUCCAGCUCCUCCCAGGGUGCUGGUGUAGUGCCUCUGGCUUUUUUCAAUUAAGUUAAAAAACCCCAGACAUAGCAGGAUACCCAUGAUAACACUUAUCUUCCCCACACAUCCAGAGCCUGUCCUUGCCUGAUGUGCACCAAGCACGUUUCUUGCAGCAGAGCACUGGGAGCAGUGCAGGGGCAGCAGCAGGGGCAGCCCAGGAAGGAAAGCAGAAUGCUGAGCUGGGUCUGAAACCCACAGGAGAGGCUGGAAUCCACAAGAAUGGCCACAGAUUUGCCAUUCUCAAGGUCCCACCUCACAGGAUCCUGCUAAAUCCUGUCCUUAGGAGAGGAGUAGGUGAAGAGGGACAUUGCCUGGGUUCAGCCUAGAUUUCAUCAUUUCUGGUUGGACCUUCUUUACUGCCACUUCAGUUGUCAUUUUUGUGGUGGCAUCUGGGCACAGACAACAAUAUUGGUCUCCCUGCUCUACUCCAGGAGCUGCAGUUGCAGGACUGGGUCAAACCCAGGUAUCUGCCCCCAGAGCUCUGCCCUAAGCCUCUUCCACUGUGGUAGCAUCAAGACUGGGGAAACCCAGGGUUCUCUGCUCCCACAGAGGCACUUGCUGCUGUCCAUGGGCAGGAGCCUCUGAGACUGUCCUAUUUUCCUUGGGAUAGAGUUAAUUUUCCUCUCAGUGGCCAGAACAGUGCUGGGUUUGGGAUUUAAGGUGAGGAUAAUAUUGGUAGCAACAAGCCAACCAUCAGGCAUGUGGUGUUUACGUGGCCUUCUCUGUGCCUCAUGCUCUGCCAGCGAGGAGUUGGACGGGAAGCUGGAGGGGAGCACAGCCAGGACAGUGACCCAAACUGGCCAUUCAGAUAUUCCACACCAUAAAACAUCCUGCCCAGAGUGUAAACUGGGGGAGCUGCUGGUCAGGGGCUGAUGGCUGCUGGGAGACAAGCUGGGCACAGAGCAGCGGGUGCUGAGCACCUACACUGGGCAUCACUUGUUCCACUUGGGGUUUAUAUUUUUUUCAUUAGAAUUAUUAUUAUCAUUAGUAUUAUUAUAUAUUACUUUUAUCUCAAUUAUUAAGCUGGUUUUAUCUCAAAUAAAAAGGUUUUUUUCCCCCAUCCCCCUUGGAGGGUGGUGUGUGACU
Melospiza georgiana is the source of this 2373-nucleotide messenger RNA. Its product is annotated as thaicobrin-like. The record is from RefSeq and is a predicted model, not a curated record. The coding region runs from base 314 to 907 and encodes 197 amino acids. The transcript is spliced from 3 exons. Gene Ontology annotation, molecular function: protein binding. NCBI's taxonomy places the organism in Eukaryota, Metazoa, Chordata, Aves, Passeriformes, Passerellidae.